CAAGUACUUCUCGAAGUGGACGGACACGUCAACAAUUUUUACCAAAAAAUGCCAAUAGGGCCAAAAUGCUUUCACCUAAUAUUAUAUCAAUAUUGCAGGAUUCUAAUUUUUGGAUUGUUCUUUAUGAACUUCAAGAUUUAUUGUUUCCAUUAUGUGGAAUAUUAAAUAAACUUCAAAAAAAUA
Messenger RNA from Racocetra fulgida, 183 nucleotides. The record is from the annotation of a GenBank genome assembly. NCBI's taxonomy places the organism in Eukaryota, Fungi, Glomeromycota, Glomeromycetes, Diversisporales, Gigasporaceae.